AUGUCAUUCCUCGGUGGCGCAGAAUGUUCAACCGCGGGGAACCCCCUCACCCAAUUCACCAAGCACGUCCAAGAUGACAAGUCACUACAGCGCGACCGCCUGGUCGGCCGCGGACCAGGCAUGCAAGAAGGCAUGCGCUCACACAACAUGAUGGGCGGACAAGACCAGAUGAUGGACGAAUUCAUGCAACAACCAGGACAACAGCUUAAUGGACCCUCACCACAGCCCUUUGCGAUGGAGCACAUGCGUCGCGAGCUGGAUAAUUUCCAGACUGCGCCGGCACGCACGGGGUCGCCUGGGUGGGCGGGGGAGUUCGACUCGGGUGAGCAGGCGCGCAUGGAGGCCGCCUUCCCUGGCCAGAUGAAUAAUGCCUCCGGUUUUAGCCCUGCGGAGUUUGCUCAUUUUCAGCAGCAGAGCCGGAUGGGUAUGCCGCAGACGUCUAGCCCCGCUGCUGUGACUGCCUCGCCGAUGAUGUCUGGGUACCAGCGGCCGAUGGCGAUGGGCGGUGGGUAUAUGGGUGGUAUGGGCGGCAUGGGGAUGAUGAGGCCCAUGAUGGGUGGGCAGAUGGGGAUGCAGCAGGGUCCUAUGGAUGCGCAGACACAGGAUAAGGGCAAGGGGCGAAUGGUGGAGCUUGACGAUGAGAAUUGGGAGGCUCAGUUCGCGGAGAUGGAGACUGCGACUGUCGGGAACGAGGCCAAGACGGAUGCGGAGGCUAAUGCGGCCAUAGAGGCGGAACUGAAUGAUUUGGACAGGUCAGUGCCCUCCAAUGAUGCCUUUGAGUCUGUAUGGCAGCGGAUUCAGGCUGAGACCACGACGAGCAGGAAACUGGCCGAGGAAGAUAACUUCGAGGUCACCGAUAAUGUGCAUGUUGGUGAUUUGGGCGACUGGGAUGGCUUCGACAGUCUUAAUUCGCGCUUCCGGGAUCCCCAGCUCGGCGACUACAUGUUCGAGGAAGAUAACGUCUACCAGGCUGUGGGCAAUCCCUUCGAAGAGGGAAUGAAGAUCAUGCGCGAGGGUGGUAACUUGUCGCUAGCAGCACUGGCUUUCGAGGCUGCUGUCCAAAAGGACCCGCAGCACGUACAAGCUUGGACGAUGCUGGGUUCUGCGCAGGCGCAGAACGAAAAGGAGCUACCCGCUAUCCGUGCAUUGGAACAAGCGCUGAAGGUCAGCCCCGGUAACACCGAUGCACUAAUGGGCCUAGCAGUCUCAUACACGAACGAAGGCUAUGACUCAACCGCCUACCGCACCCUCGAACGCUGGCUCUCCAACAAAUACCCCACAAUCAUCGACCCGAAGGAAGUAUCCGGCGACGCCGAUCUCGGCUUCACAGACCGCCAGCUCCUCCACGACCGCGUAACAGAACUCUUCAUCCAAGCCGCCCAGCUCUCCCCCUCAGGCGCCCAGAUGGACCCAGACGUACAAGUCGGCCUCGGCGUGCUCUUCUACUGCGCCGAGGAAUACGAAAAGGCCGUCGACUGCUUCUCCGCAGCCCUCGCAUCCACAGAAUCCGGCAGCACAAACCAACAAGAACAACUCCACCUCCUCUGGAACCGACUCGGCGCCACCCUCGCCAACUCGGGCCGCUCCGAGGAAGCCAUCGAAGCCUACGAACAAGCCCUCACCAUCAACCCCAACUUCGUCCGCGCCCGCUACAACCUCGGCGUCUCCUGCAUCAAUAUCGGCUGCUUCCCCGAAGCCGCACAGCACCUGCUCGGUGCUUUAUCCAUGCACCGCGUCGUGGAGCAGGAGGGUCGCGAGCGUGCACGGGAGAUCAUCAACGACGGAGCUAUCCCGGAUGGUCUGGAUGACGAGCGUCUCGAGCGUAUGCUGCACAUCAGCCAGAACCAGAGCACGAAUCUGUAUGAUACGCUGCGUCGUGUAUUCAGCCAGAUGGGUCGUCGGGACUUGGCUGACCAGGUUGUCGCCGGUAUGGAUGUGAACAUCUUCCGCAAGGAAUUCGAAUUCUAG
Molecule: messenger RNA, 1968 nt
Organism: Penicillium paradoxum
Lineage: Eukaryota; Fungi; Ascomycota; Eurotiomycetes; Eurotiales; Aspergillaceae
Product: tetratricopeptide repeat protein
Exons: 2
Coding region: 1-1968 (655 amino acids)
Biological process (GO): protein import into peroxisome matrix, docking
Cellular component (GO): cytosol; peroxisomal membrane
Molecular function (GO): protein binding
Source: RefSeq, a predicted model, not a curated record